CGAAGACGGGUAGAUACUUGAUUCUGUUAGUUGAUUACAAAUAUGUUUACUGGUCUUGUUGAAAUUAUGGGCACUGUCUCCUCCAUCAAGGAGCAAGACAACACUGAAUCCGGUGGAAAUGGUUGGACAAUUACUGUUUCUGACGCUGCCGAAAUUUUAGUUGACUGCCAUCUUGGCGACAGCAUUGCCAUCAAUGGUACAUGUUUGACUGCAACUGAAUUCGAUACGGAUUCUUUCAAAGUGGGCGUUGCACCUGAAACAUUGAGAUGCACCAACUUGGGUGAUUUAAAGGUCGGCGACAAGGUCAACUUGGAGCGCGCUAUGGAUUCUAAGAAGCGUUUUGGUGGUCAUAUGGUUCAAGGCCAUGUUGACAACACUGUCAAGAUCAUAUCUAUCAAGCCUGAAGGAAAUUCGAUCUGGUAUACUGUCCAAAUGGAAGAAGAGGAUAGAGAUAAGAUGAGAUAUGUGAUUCCCAAGGGAUUUAUCUGUUUGGAUGGUACUUCUCUUACCGUAUGUGAUGUGAAUGAUCAAGAGAGAACCUUUUCCAUCAUGAUGAUUGCUCAUACACAAACUCAUGUCAUCAUGCCUUUAAAAACCAUCGGUGAUAGAGUCAAUGUUGAGUUUGAUAUGUUGGCCAAAUAUGCUCUCAAGAGUUUAGAACAUGCUAUCAAAACCAAUGAAGGUAUUGAAUCAUUAGUAAAGCGCGUUGUAAAGGCAUAAGUUUAAUAAAAGUUAUCUGAUUUAUUGUUGUUUGUUGUA
Mucor mucedo is the source of this 759-nucleotide messenger RNA. Its product is annotated as alpha subunit of riboflavin synthase. Gene Ontology annotation, biological process: riboflavin biosynthetic process. The coding region runs from base 43 to 720 and encodes 225 amino acids. The transcript has 3 exons. Lineage: Eukaryota; Fungi; Mucoromycota; Mucoromycetes; Mucorales; Mucoraceae. The record is from RefSeq and is a predicted model, not a curated record. Gene Ontology annotation, molecular function: riboflavin synthase activity.